AAGGGCAAUAUAUCACUACUACUUUUUUCAUGCAUUUCCUACAACUACUUUUUUUUCUAUAAAAGUCUUGCUUUGCAAAAUGCAAUAAUAUCGCUCAUAAUUUAAUCUUUUGGAAAAAGGAAGAGAAAGAAGUAGUAGAGGUAAUAGUACUAGCAGUACACUUUUUUUCUUUCUCCUUUUUUUUUUUUUUUAAGGGUAAAUUAGUAGUUACCCUGGUUUUCCACGAAAAGAAGCAAGCAUUGUCAAGUUUUUGAAAGUUUAAAGAGAUAUUUAUAAACCUACUAGGAUUUGAUGGAAUUUGGGGAAACAAUGGAGCCGGUUAGUCCUACCGGACAGUACUUGAACAGCUCUGUGUUAUCGUUGUCGAUUAUCGCUGUUUUGGAAAUAGGGGUGACAAUUAAUGAUUCACAAACCAUGUCUUUGCUUGAAAAUCUUUUCCUUCCCAUCAAUCCUCGCUUCUCUUCUAUCAUGGUUGAUGACAAAAAUGGAGAGAAAAGAUGGAAGAAGGUUGAAGUAAAGCUUGAAGAUCAUGUCAAAGUUCCUCUCUUUCCCUCUGGCCUUUCUUUGGAAUCCUAUGAUAAGUAUUUUGGAGACUAUUUAUCAAAGAUAGCAGCUGAAAGAUUUUCACUAAAUAAACCUCUUUGGGAAAUUCAUAUAGUCAAAUAUCCAACUACUAAUGCAGCUGGCAAUCUUAUUUUCAAGCUUCACCAUGCACUUGGAGAUGGCUAUAGUCUAAUGGGAGCUCUUCUUUCUUGUCUACAAAGAGCUGAUAAUCCUUCUCUUCCUCUAACAUUCCCUUCAAUCAAGAACUCUAAAUUGGAAAGUGGUAGUAAAAGUAUAUUUGGUUAUGUCACUCAAAUUUUCUCUUCAGCUUUCAACUCCAUGUUAGAUUUCAAUUGGAGCAUCUUAAAGAGUAGUUUCCUUGAAGAUGAUCAAACACCGAUUCGAUCCUCGUGGAAUGAUCCUAUGGCUGAAUUUCAGUCCACUACAAUAACUACUCUUACAUUCUCUAUUGAUCAGAUCAAGUUAAUCAAGGCUAAGCUUAACGUGACCAUAAACGAUGUGAUUGUGGGAAUGGUAUUCUUCGGCACUAGACUAUACAUGCAAGAGAUUAGCGAAGAAUCAACCAAAUCAAGUUCUACAGCAUUGGUGUUGCUGAAUACAAGGAUGCUUGAUGACUACAAGUCAGUCAAGGAGAUGAUGCAACCUGAUACAAGGACUACUUCAUCUUGGGGAAAUCAGUUUGCCUUCUUGCACAUAUCAAUUCCCAAAUUGACUGAGUUUUCAAAUAAUCCUCUAGACUUUAUUUACUUCGCACAAAAAUUAAUCAAGAGAAAGAGAAAUUCUUUAGCUCUUUACCUCACUGGUAAACUGCUCGAGACUCUGACCAAAGUUAAAGGCCAUGAGGGAGGAGCUCGUUAUGUGUACAACACAUUGAAAAAUGCCAGCAUGACAAUCUCAAAUAUAAUUGGUCCCGUGGAACAGAUGGGAUUGGCUAAUCAUCCAAUUUCAGGAUUGUACUAUAUGGUGGCCGGAACACCUGAGGACCUUGACAUCGCAGUUGUAAGUUAUAUGGGAAAGGUGAAAAUUGCCUUUGGAACCAAAACGCAGCAUAUAGAUUCCGAGAAAUUCAAGUCAUGCAUGCAAAAAGCCUUUGAGACCAUGUUUGAGGCCACACAAAAAUUCUACAAAGGCAAACGAAAUUAAUUGUUAGCAAGGACUUUCAUCGAAUUCAUCUUAUUAUUAUUAUUAUUCUAUUCCAUUUUUUAAAAUGCUAGUUGGAAAUUUUAAGAGAAAAAUAUUAUUAAUUAUAUAUCUUUCUCUGUUCACUAUUCAUCUA
This is a messenger RNA of Ziziphus jujuba (common jujube), 1840 nucleotides long. Its product is annotated as wax ester synthase/diacylglycerol acyltransferase 4-like. The record is from RefSeq and is a predicted model, not a curated record. Lineage: Eukaryota; Viridiplantae; Streptophyta; Magnoliopsida; Rosales; Rhamnaceae. Gene Ontology annotation, cellular component: plasma membrane. Gene Ontology annotation, molecular function: long-chain-alcohol O-fatty-acyltransferase activity; diacylglycerol O-acyltransferase activity. Bases 292 to 1707 code for a protein of 471 amino acids. The transcript is spliced from 5 exons. Gene Ontology annotation, biological process: triglyceride biosynthetic process.